Molecule: messenger RNA, 931 nt
Organism: Gigantopelta aegis
Lineage: Eukaryota; Metazoa; Mollusca; Gastropoda; Neomphalida; Peltospiridae
Product: phosphatidylinositol phosphatase PTPRQ-like
Exons: 6
Coding region: 197-850 (217 amino acids)
Biological process (GO): protein dephosphorylation
Molecular function (GO): protein tyrosine phosphatase activity
Source: RefSeq, a predicted model, not a curated record
UCUGAAUAAAGCUGCGAAAUGUGAUCACUCGACUGGUUCAUGUGGAGGAGGGUGUGAGGGAUCCUGGGAAGGAGAAGACUGUACAGAGACUGACUCUGGGAACGAUAUUUUACUCAUUGCCGGCAUUGUUGUUGCUGUUGUUGUCGUGAUCAUCGUGGUCGUCAUCGUGGUGGUGUUUGUCAGAUGGAGGAGGCGAAUGCGGAAAGAUAAUUCCCACGAAACACUUGUUUUGGGAAGACCUUCAAGAAACACGGACAAACCUCACGAAGUGGGAGAAUCAAACGUCUAUGUCAAUGUUGGCAUGACGUUGACGUUGAAGGAACAACCCAUACCUCAUCAACCAGACCAUGCCCCCGUGGUUGCUAUGCAGCAAACAGUAAAGGCUGAUAAUGAAAAAGGAAAUGGAGAUAACAUGGACAAAGCCAAGGGAGGUAACACAUACUGUAACGUGAAGAUUAGCGACCAAGAUGAUGACGAUAUUACUGAUGCCGUAGCCAUUAUAGAAGCAGACGAUAAGGGUGAUGAAGAUCAGACAGGAAAUGACGUUGAUGAACAUGAUGCCUAUUAUAAUAAGACGACCAGUCUACCGAAAAGAGGGUUUGACAUGACGGAGCUUGAAACUGUAAUUCAUCGAAUCAGGAACCAACGCGGAGGAUUUGAAACAGAGUUCUUGAAACUACCCAGUGGAUUUAAACAUCCCUAUACAGAGUCACAGAAAUCCCAACAUAAAAGAAAGAACAGAUUUGUUGGCUACUACCCGUAUGACAACAACCGCGUAGUUUUGUCCAAACUACCCAACUACCCUGAUUCUGACUACAUCAACGCAAGUCACGUGGACGUGAGUAUAUAAUUAGCACAUACAGUGAAACCCGUCUAUAACUGUCAUCCAAAUUGUCCACGUACUGUGCAUUCAUGAACAGGCAACAUUUAU